This is a messenger RNA of Rhopilema esculentum, 2563 nucleotides long. The record is from RefSeq and is a predicted model, not a curated record. Lineage: Eukaryota; Metazoa; Cnidaria; Scyphozoa; Rhizostomeae; Rhizostomatidae.
AUUGACAGUACAUUGAAAUGGUAAAAAAAAAUUUUAUCGAAGGAGAACUUACAUUAUAGAAUAAAACUUGUUACAACACUUAAUUGUUACAAGGGUCUAUAUAUUUAUAUUUUACUAUACUUUAUGCUCAUUUGACCCAUAGAAUGUUCUAUUUACAGCUCCCUGUAGCAUUAUUAGUUAUGGUCGAAAGAGGCAACGGCGUAGAUAAUACAGUUCUGCAUUGUCCUGUUAAAAUUAACGAAACUCUUUUCUUAUCAAAUAUGUUGCCAGGUCAGUAUAAUAAAGAUUCUUGUGUGUAUCGUCUUGCUGCCGUUCUUGUUCAUCAUGGUAAAUCAUCUACGUUUGGCCAUUAUAACUGUGCCAUAUUCAAUGAUCUAGGUGAAGGGCUUAAAUUUGAUGACAGUAAGCAAGUGCCCGUAUCACUUGAGAAAUAUAUUAAUUCGAGGGAAUGUAAAGAAAACUGUCGUAUGUUGGUAUACAUUAACUCUGUUGCUCUAAGAAAUGCAACGCCAACUACAAAUGCGCCUUGGGAAAAAGAAAUGAGCCCCAUCGAUAAUAAAAACGUAGAAAGAAUUCUUUUCGGAUUUGAGAAUAGCCCCAAUGAAGUUAAUCUCCCUGUCGAAUCAUAUAGAACCAUUGCCUGUAAUGAAAAUUUGCAUGGUGAUGUUAUCUCUACAUUUUUACAACAUCUAGCUUUUAAAUUUUUUGGCAAAUCUGACAUUGAAGUCUUGCCAUCACAGGUUUUGACAGCCAUUCUGGAAAAAAGAUCCACCGGACACAUUUUAUCAAAUUCUAUCGAGGAAUACCAACGAAUUCUUGGGGCAACUAUUGUCUUUUUUCCAUUUCACCAAACGAGAAAAGGCUCACCAGGGCACUGGAGCAUUAUUGCUUUGUACCCCGAAAAAAGGCUGGUGGUACAUUGUGAUUCAGCAGCAAGUGACGGUGGCGAGGAAAAUGCCUUCUUUGCAAUUAAUGUUUUCAUUUCCAAAUUACUUUCCGUUGCAAAAAAAGAAUCAGAAAUACCUAACUGGGUCUAUCUUUCAUUAACCGAAUACGGACUCCAGCAGCAAUUCGAUACACACAGCUGUGGGGUAUAUACAUGUGUAAAUGCUUAUUGUCUGGUUACUUUGACGGAUUUCGAGAUUUUCCAAACUGACCUUAUACCGAUAAGAUAUUGGAUAGGGAAAGCUUGCAUCGAUGGCGCAGAAUAUGUAGGUAGAAGAAGGUCCACGAAUGCCACUGUUUGGGGUGCAAUAGAAACAGACGAGCGAGAGAUUUCAAAGCAUAAUUAUCAUGCAGAUCGUAACUGCAAACCUUUUGCUACGCUAAAAUCAAUUAUAGACUCGCCCGAUCUCUCCGAAAACGUUGCUACUAUUGAAACAAUAUCAGAUGACGCAGAAAGUAAUGACAAUCCUAGGGAAGACACUAGUUUGACAACUGAUAGCAAUACAGAUAAUGACACAGACGAUGCCAACGAUAAUGACACAGACGAUACGCAGGAAGACAUGCAUUUCAGAUCAAAAAAAUUCCGCAAUGCUUUUCUAAGCUAUGCAGAAUCAGAAUUGGAACCAUUUUUGACACGCUUUAAUAACGAUACUGCACCCAAAAGAAAACAUGACAAAAGGAAUUUAUCAGAGCGGCUGACUGCCCUUAUCACCCUUGGUAAUAAGGAAUAUGAAGAAUUUGCUAAUUUCGAGUUACAUAAUUUCUUUUACAAAACAUUCGGAAAGUCAAUUUGGCGCAUCAUGUCUCGUUACACCGCUUUACUCAUCGAGAUGGUAAGGACAGAUAAUGACUCUGUAGCAAGCCUCCAAUAUCAGUUUAAAUAUAACAUAGAAAGAUUACUUGGUCAUACUCGCGCAAAUCUAACAGAUCUGUUCUUGUUUCCAGAACAACUUACUCAUUUCGUAAUGAAAGAAUAUCAUCUCUCCUUUAAAGAAGCGACUGCAAAACUUUACUCUACCGAACAGCCUAGAAAUACGGUGUUCUUUAAUGCAAUUAAACACUCAUAGAACCCAGUGACUUUGCUUUCCUAUUUCCUCGAAUCCUCGGCAGUAUUGUAAAUGAUCAUCUGUACAGUGACACAUUUGUGAAAAAAUUGUAAAAUAAAAUGAAAACAGAAAGUAGAUUAGAAACGUAAUAUAUUUAAUUAGUUAAGACGAUAUUGAAUUUAUUUCAACACUACGCAGUUUUAUACGGCUGUGAUUGAAGCCCCGUAUGAAGGAGCAGUAUAUCAUUAAAAUCUAUUUCAUGUUUAACAUUUUGUUAAUUGACCAACGUUCUUGAUACAUUAUUCAGCAAUUAGUUAUAGUUUAAAUAAAUUUUGUUUUCACAUUAAUACCGUUUGAAAGCAAAUGUUGACUGAUUGGUAAAUUCCCGCGUAGUAGAAUAAUAAUUGUAAGUUUUCCUAUACUUCACGCAUUUAACAAGUUGAUCUCUAUGGCCAUAGUCCUGUUUUAGUCUACAACUUUUGUAUAAGUAGUCUAAAUCGAUGUAUCUAAAUAAUUUAAAUGUUUAUUAGUAAUCGAAUAUGUUAAACAGGUCUUUUCGCUACAAGUUGCAA